AGCUCUGGAUUUUGUGACGUCAUACCUAACGGCACUUGAUCGGCGCAAAAAAAAAAUAGAGUUUCACGUGCAUUUAAAACUCUGACAAAAUGCGUGAAGAGACGAAGCAGAGACUAUGGAUGCAAAUGAAGAAAAAAUAUGGUGAAGACAGAUUAUCGGAGGGCGAAUGGAAAAAGUUAAAGGAAGACUUUCUACAGAGCUGGAACAAACCAUGUUAUAUAUCCAUACAAACUAUGGAUAAGUUAUCUAAAGACCAAUUGGCCGAAGCUGCUUUGCGCGAAAAACAGAGGAAAGCGUCCAUAGCACCUGACCAAUCUAUGCCAGUUCCUCGGGAGCACGCUGUCCUUGAAAAUGGGGAGCAGUCGCUGCUAUUAAAGAGCAAACGCAGAACGAAACUUGAGACAAACCCGACAUCAACUCAUGACGGAUCUACUUCGCCUUCUGAGGAGCUCACUGACUCGUUAAGAUGUAGACCCAGUUUGCUUUCUCUGGACCUGUGUGGCCCUGAAAAGGAGGAGCAAUCGCAAUCCUCAAAGACUAGCCAAGGCGCGGUCAAAGCUCAGGCUAAACCGGUAGCAACUCCUGACGGCCCUAUUCCGCCUCCUCGGGAGCACACUGGCCUUGAAAAGGGUGGCCAAAAGCGAUCAUCAAAGCCUAGUCACAACUCAGUCAAAGCUGACAUAGAACCUAGAGCAACUCCUGACGUACCUUUUAAGUCUACUCAGAAGCUCAUUGGCCCAUCAAAGCGUAAACCCAAAACGCUUUCAUUCGACCUCCAAGGCUCUGAAAAGGCGGAACAAUCAUUAAAGCCUAGCUACGGCGCGGUCGAAACAGAUGGAUCUAUUUCGCCUCAUCGCGAGGCGAAACAAUCGAUAGUAUUGAAGCGUAGAUCUAGUUCCAGAGGCGGGCCAGAACAAGCACCGACUCCUGACGGACCCACUGAGCUUGAAAAGGCGGACCAAAAGCGAACAAAGAAGCCUAUUAAAGCUGUGGCAAAAUCGCCAGAGACUAGUGAAGGAUCUAUUCAACCUGCUCGGGAGCUCACUGGCUCAUCGAACUCAACUCAACGUAGACCCAACUCGAGUCCUCUGCUCGGCCCUAACCCCGAAAAGGUGGACAAAUUGGGACCAUCAAAGCUUAGCGAUAGCUCGGUCAGUGCUGACGGAUCUAUUCUGCCUUCUCUAGAGAACACAGUGAUAAAAAAAGAGGUCCAGCCGCGCCGAUUAAAGCGUAUACCCAGCUCCAGAGGCGGUCCAGAACUAGCAGCCACUCAUGACGGAGACAUUCCGCCUGUUUGGGAAAACACUGGUCCAUCGAAGCGUCGACCCAAAUCGAUUCUUCCGGAACUGCAAGGCCCUGAAAAGGAAGCAAAAUCGCUGGCAUCAAAGCGUAGACCGAGUUGCAGAGGCGGGCCAGAACCAGAACCAGCACCAGCACCGACUUUUGAGCUUAAAAAAGCGGAAAAAUUGGGACCAUCAAAGCUUAGCGAUCGCUCGGUUAAAGCUGAGGAAAAACCGCCGGCGACUCCUGACGCUGAUAUUUUGCCAACGACUCCCGAAGGAUCUACUACAUCCAGCCCUGAGCUUAAAAAGGUUCAGGCAGAUAUAUCGCGUUCAUUGAAGCAUACAAAUUCUGAUAAACAGCGCACUCGCAUCUUAAAAAGGCGUCGCGACACCCUGAAUUCUGGCUGGCAGCGUAAGGAACUCAGAGAAUCGCUUGACGAUUUGCCCUUGUCUGAAUGGCGGAAUCAAAUAUUAAACCGCAAUGGCACUAAAACUGACGGAAAAAACCGUGAAACUAUAGAAAACCAUAGCCCCAAGUCUCAAGUGUCUCCAGUGUCAGUUAAGCGUAAACCACCGACUGAGCCUACCAUAACAAUCCCAAUGCAGCCAAUUAAGAGAAGGAGGCAAACACAUGUUCCAAUUAGCCGACAUCUGGAGAGUAUUCGUUCAAUGCCUGAGAUUGAAAUGGGUCCUACUCCUAUCGAUUUACGCACUGACAUAUUGGAGGAAUCUGAAAAGCAAUCUGAUAUUAAUCAUUUGCCCAGGGCCGUGCAAAAGAACCAAGACAGCAUUGAUUUAGAAAAGGCAGCAGAACUUGUGGAAUAUGCUCCGGAGUUGGCCGACAGCACCAUGGCGACCUGCUGGACUGAGGAGCAAAUCGAUUUAAGCAACGAGAACAAUGUGGACGACAUUGAGAUACCACUUUUCGAAUUGGAUGAUGAAGGUGAUCGAACACCGGACAUAGAUCGUUGCCUAAAGAUCUUCACCAGUAAAACGCCAAGCGAAAUUGAUGAUGAAUUGGCCAACACCACGGAGUUCUUUGAACGCUUGCCUAAUUCCUCCACAGUCGAUUUGGAAAAGGCAGACCUCAUGCUCACUGGCGUGGAGGAGGAGGUUCUUGACUAUGAAGAGGACAGGGACGAUGAUGUCUUAUCGGUUACGGCUACAUCUUGGGAUGGCAUGGAUGAAGUGGAGAAAAAACCAGAGACUACGGCAGUUUCAUUAAGAAAUUAUCGCAUACCACGAAUUACCAGUGAGGUACUCAAGUCGCAGCCGAAAAUAAUGCGCUCGCUGUACAUCAAGGAGGAGACACUGAACGAAAAGGAACAGGCGGAGCCACAGAAGCGGAUAUUAACGCCACGGAAAUCAUCAGGGCCUACCACAUCUAUAGCUUUCGAUGGGGCGUCGUUUGUGCUCGACCAACAUGAAGUGCCACCUCCAACAUUGCCGGGUGCUUUACCUUUAGAGGCUACCCCAAUAAUGCAAUCGCUGUACGAUCAGAAACAGAGCACAAUCGGCCAUAACGCAUAUUCAGUGCCUCCAGUACGCACACCAAUAAUACACACGCUUAACGGACAUGCACAGAGUAACAUAGAAGCACAAACCUUAUAUUCAGUGCCUCCUCCCACAGCUCUUUCUUUAGCGGUGCCUCUAACGUCUUCAGUACGUACUCCAAUAAUUUACUCAACUAACAACCAGGAAGAGAGACAGAUUCAGGAGAUUUCACAAGCGCACAACCAAUAUCCAGUGCCUUCUUCAGCUUCAGUCGCACCAACGCUAUAUUCAGCGCCUGCUCCAAUUGUAAGGCAGCUACAGGAUAACCCCACAUUGAUUAUGCCUGCUGCAACAGUGACUCCGUCGUUGGGCAAUCCACGUGCCCAGGCAUUAGCCGCUCGACAUGUUACCGAAUCCCAACCGAAAUUUGAUCCGCCUUAUCGUGCUUCAGGUGGGAUGGACAAUUCUUCUCGUGCGAGCGAUAAUAAAUGGUUUAGUUGUGAGUACUUGAUGGUGAAUUUGUUUGGAAUCAAGUGCUAUGCAAAUCUAGACGAUGAAUGCACCGCUCAAAGCUGUAAUCAUACAUUCACCGCCAUCGCAGAGGUUACCCGGAAACUGAUGAGACUGGAUGAGAAUACCCUGGUAUUCACAUAUCACCGAAUUGUAAUGCAUAGUCAGCGCCUUUUCCUUACAUUCGCUUCUGUUUAUGUUGAUGUAUUCGAUUCACUCAAUCUGCAGACCGACUUGUUUCACUUGCUGAUGACUUGUCGAUUGUACAAGCCCUUUUGUGCUUCCAUUAUUAGUAAAGUCUUCAGUGCCAUGAAAAGUAAGGGCUUGGAAACGCAGGCAACGCGUUGCAUUAUGGAGUACCUAUGGAUGCCCAGUAAAGCGCAUGAAUUCAGGGAAAUUACAUUAACAAUAUUACAACUUCUAGCAACCUCCAAUUGGUACAUUUAUACUGAUAAUAUGGUCGAACUAUGCCAGACACAAGGGUUCUACUUACCACCUGAGAUAUUGAUAACCAUUCUCUCGUCGACCAACGGCAGACCCGAAUUGAAACACGAGGCUAUUAAGCUCUUGUGGGUCAUGCGAGUCGGCUCUGGGGAAUCGAACGCAGAGCUUAAAAAAGCUAUCGAGAUGUUUGGGGAACAAAACACAUGUCCGAGCCCUCCUUACUUUCCCUAGACUAUGAGAAGAGCACCAGUUGACGUUGACCCAAUAUAUUAUAUGUAAUUUAAAAUCAUAAAAUCUCACGCUGUUGAACAGCAGAAUCCUAACCAAAUCAGGAUAUAUUUAGGUUCGCGAUUAUAACAUCCCAUUGGACUUAACAUUUAUAAAUGUACAAACAUGUUUGUAUUAAGAUAAUUAUGAUAAUUAAAUAAAACAGGACUAAUAACUAAA
Messenger RNA from Drosophila obscura, 4178 nucleotides. Its product is annotated as titin. The record is from RefSeq and is a predicted model, not a curated record. The transcript has 13 exons. The coding region runs from base 90 to 3962 and encodes 1290 amino acids. NCBI's taxonomy places the organism in Eukaryota, Metazoa, Arthropoda, Insecta, Diptera, Drosophilidae.